Molecule: messenger RNA, 2166 nt
Organism: Dalotia coriaria
Lineage: Eukaryota; Metazoa; Arthropoda; Insecta; Coleoptera; Staphylinidae
Product: protein yippee-like 1
Exons: 5
Coding region: 365-709 (114 amino acids)
Source: RefSeq, a predicted model, not a curated record
GGCCGCGCAUCGCGCCAGUCUGAGCCAGCCCGUGCGCCCGCCUGCCAGCAGCAGCAGCGACCGACCGUCAGACACCACACAUCACGCAUUCGCCCGCGCGCACUCGGUGCGAGAAGUCGUCGGCCCGUCGUCCGCAUCAGCAGCGCAUCGCCGUCGCCGUCCUAGGUCCGCGCGCGCCAGGGUGUCCUACCGCCACUGUCGCCGCCGCCCGCGCUGUCCCAGAGCCCCCUCGCGUCGAAAGUGCGCGCCCCACGGAGUGCCACCGUCGAGCGCCCCCAGGAUAACGCCGUUUGACAUCAGGACAGCGCACGAAUGUUAGCCAAGGUGUGACGAGAACGUAUGGCCUGCCGUCGCGGCCACAACAAUGGUGAAGACGUUCCAGGCCUACCUCCCGCAAUGCCAUCGCACCUACUCGUGCAUCCACUGCCGGGCUCACCUCGCCAACCACGACGAGCUGAUAUCCAAAUCAUUCCAAGGCAGUCAAGGCCGAGCGUACCUCUUUAAUUCGGUGGUAAACGUGGGUUGCGGUCCUGCCGAAGAGCGCGUCUUGCUCACUGGGUUGCAUGCAGUCGCCGACAUUUACUGCGAGUGCUGUAAGACGACCCUAGGUUGGAAAUACGAACACGCGUUCGAGUCAAGCCAAAAGUACAAGGAAGGCAAAUUCAUCAUCGAGCUGGCGCAUAUGAUCAAGGAGAACGGAUGGGAAUGAUCGACGCGCCGGCUGUGAUCUCACGUCGUCGUCGUGCGAUGAACAAUCGAGUACAAGCGCUGCCGCCGCCGCCGGAGACGCUCGCCACGACCAAACGCGAGGCGUCCCCGUUGGCGCGCGCCGCCGGAGUGUGUACGAUUGGCAUUGUAAUUACUUAACAUUGAUAACACGAUAAUCAUUGGCGUGAAUGCGUGUUUGAGGUCCUUAAUAUAUGUGUAUUUGGGCGCGUGAACGAAUGCGAUUAUUGCUGGCGCGUGUUGUUGUUGUGUUGCAUCAGGAACGCACCGACGACCAUUCUGGCGAUGGCAACGCGGCCGAGCAAACGGGUGCAAAACAAUCAAAUUCACUAGGAAUUGAUAAGGCGAGCGAUGAAAUCGUUUCAACUUUGCUUAAACUAAUUCGGGAAACAAUGCGAGAUUGUCUCAAGACGCGCAGCGUGAAUGUUUUAAACAAAACGAAUACCAAACACAAAACUCUAUAAUGCAUUGUCCGCGAUCAGUUCGAAUGGUUCGAAUAGCGCGCGCGCGCAUACGCUUCCAUCGAAGCCUCUGAUUUCGAUUUUCAAAUUUGUAAAUAGCUCUCAAAAGCGAAAACAUGCUCCAGCUUCUUCCACACGAAGAUGAUGCGCAUGCGCAAAAUGAAUGCAGCAAAAGCGAAUGUAACAAACUGUGGUAUGAAACUGUGUUAAUCUAAACUUAUAUAUUGAAGCAAAAAAACAAAACAAACAAGCAAACAAGAAAAAUAAUGAAGAAGACGAAGAAGAAGUUAACAAGCAAACAAAACAAAAACAAACGCAUACACGAUGUCAAGUCAAACAAACUUAUUCAGAUUCUAUUCUCAAACAAAAAUAUAUACUAGAAUUAGCAACCAAAACAAUUGCAAUACGACUCGAAGAAUCAUCUCACACCAAACUUGCAAACGCUUGCAAAAAAACCAAAAAAAAAAAAAACUAAAAGCAAACAAACGGAAGCAACAAAAAUAAAUAAAAAACGCGAGAAAAUCUACUAUUGCAGAAAGAUAUCUAAUUUUUUACCGAAACUGAUGAGAGAAACAUUGAUAAUGACGAGAUGACUGCGUGAGCGAGAGCGCAUGAUACUAACGCGUGUGCAUGAACUCUGGACGAAUGCAAUUCGAGGUUAAGUUUUAGUUAUCGUUUACUGUUUACUUAAGUGCAUUGCGCGGAGCAGCGUGUUGUGUGUGUGACGACUACUACAUUAACUAUACUGAUCACCACCCCACACCGAUACCGAUCGAUUAUGAUUCUAUGAUUAAUCCACCACCCCUGAGAAUAUCUAGGUUUAACUAUUAAUUAAUUAAUUCGAUAAGUGUAAUAAUUCAUGAUGUGAUUUUUUGUGAUAAAAUGCGAUUUUAAAUAUGUAAAAAUGGCGCGAAAAAGAUUGAUGAUGAUGAUUAUGUGAUGCAAACUUUAAACUUUAAUGGAAUUUAUUUAAGCGUAA